Messenger RNA from Botrytis cinerea B05.10, 1929 nucleotides. RefSeq lists its product as hypothetical. The record is from RefSeq and is a predicted model, not a curated record. Lineage: Eukaryota; Fungi; Ascomycota; Leotiomycetes; Helotiales; Sclerotiniaceae. The transcript has 4 exons. Bases 208 to 1719 code for a protein of 503 amino acids.
GGUGAUUCAUCAUAAGGCUGGCCGUUGAAAAAAAGGAAUCAAAUGUCUACGUCACAUUCCUCCAUCAACUGAAACAAAAAACAAAUGCUUUGAUAUACCACUCCUUGAACUUCUAGCAUUAUUCGCGUUGUAUUUUUCUGCGCGUCGGUCUGCUUCUUCACCUUCAUGUUGAUUCUGUCUGUCUUUUCCUAAGCAAAUUCAUCAAUUAUGGCUGUUAAAUUUUACCCGUCACAAAUCGGUUCUGACCUCGUUACCCCUUUGUCCUACACCGCAUCUCCUGGCAAAUUAUUUUUUCAAGAUCUAUGGCUCGUGUUUGUAAAUCUUAGAUUUGUUCCUGGUAUCUUCAUACCUCUUACUUCCACACCUUCUGGCGUCCUGGAUGAAUUGUACCCUUCUCCAGGGAACUUAUUGAAUCUUGCUUUACAUGCUGUUCUGUUCUUUCUGCAACUAUGCUUUAUCCUUUCGGUUCCUAUCUGGUUUAUUAUGCCUGUGUGGGUAGUAGCCACGGGGUUCACCAUGUUUUGGAUGUUCAAUUAUUUACUUUGCUUAAUUUUGAAUGGGUCGGCAUCUGUGUCAACGUGUGAAUCAGCUCCGGAGUAUGCCCAGAGAAAGGAAGAAUUUGCUCAUGAGCGAUGGUUGUACAUGAAUGGUGUCUGUACUGGUCACCACUGGCUCAAAGGUUCCGUGGAUCGUCUUGCUCUCACAUUCGGCCGCCCCGUUCUAGGAAUUCACAACAGAACUAAGGGUCUAAUUUUUGACCUCUUCGAAUGUCUGAUUCAGCGCACUCUCAAUUACGCCACUGCUGACAUUCGUACCUCCUACCGCAUCCUCAAAGGGACACUGUACGAACCUGAUGUGACACGAGUGAUGUUUAUCCUCCACUCGCAAGGAUCCAUUGAGGGCAGCAUGAUCAUAGAUUGGCUUCUCGCCGAGAUUCCUCAAGAUCUUCUUCAAAAACUUGAAGUCUACACCUUCGGAAGCGCUGCUAACCAUUUCAACAAUCCGCAUCUCCAAAUAGCAUCCCAGAACAACGCCCUGGCCCACCCGUCAUUACGGGCAACUUCUCUCACUAGAACAGUCACCACUUUGUUCACGAACUCCAAUACUCCUGUAGAACUUCCACCGAGUAGAAAUGGAAAUGGAAAAGCCAUCCCACAUAUCGAACACUAUGCACACACAUAUGAUUUUGUCUCUCGAUUCGGAGUUCUCCACUAUCACAGAAAUGACACUAAUGAUACAUUCGCCCCGCGUUUUAUGGGAAGACUAUUUGAGGUAGAAGCUAGCGGCCACAUGUUCGUACAGCACUAUCUAGACACCAUGUUUCCACUUUCCAAAUCCUCGCAAAGAUUAUUGAACGGCACCGGAAUCAAAAACGACGAGAACACUAUGCGUGCAAACUGGGAUCGAGAGCGUGUAGAUGAAGAUUGCGGAUUCAUGACAAGCUCGGUCGAAGGCAAAGGCCGCGUGGCGCCGGAAGACAAACUCGGAAGAGAAGACUGGGAAGUUUCUUGUGUAGGGGAAUCAGAAGCUGAUAGUGGGAUCGCGCCACAGAUAAGUGUAAAGGGUGCAAAGACGAAUGGGUCACAGAAGAAGAAGUGGACGAACUUUCCGGUGGAGGGAACGAUAGUGACUAAUGGAGCUUUUGGGACGAGCGGAUAUAAGGUCAAGAACUUGAGCAGAUUAUGGUUGUAUCGUGACGGUAGAAGUCCCAUGAAUUGAGAUGGGGGACAGUGGUAAUUUACCUGGUUUCAUUGAAAGAGCAAUUUGAAUCUGGUGUUUGGUGAUGAGCCCGGGAAAGACUUUUGGUCCGUCGGGCUUCUGAAUAUUUAUUCUUAGAGAGGUUGUAUUUAGAAUGAUGUAUUGAUAUACCAGUAAGGCUGGCGGAUUUAGGGCUGGCGCUGUGGGAUUUAGAAUUACAUUUGGAUACCA